UGAGGGAGGGGGGAGUGACCCCACCGGGCGUGAGGACUUCCUGGAGACGAGCCCCGGGGGCGGGCAGGGACCUGGCAACGGCCGCGGAGCCGCCGGGAUGAACGUCGGCGUGGCGCACAGCGAGGUGAACCCCAACACGCGGGUGAUGAACAGCCGGGGGAUCUGGCUGGCGUAUGUGAUCUCCGUGGGAGUCCUCCACGUCGUUCUCCUCAGCAUCCCGUUCUUCAGCGUUCCUGUGGUCUGGACGCUCACCAACGUCAUACACAACCUGGUCAUGUACUUGCUGCUGCACACAGUGAAGGGGACCCCCUUCGAGACCCCGGACCAGGGCAAGGAUCGCCUCCUCACGCACUGGGAGCAGAUAGACUACGGGACGCAGUGCACCUCGUCACGCAAGUUCCUCAGCGUCUCCCCGGUAGUGCUGUACCUCCUCACCAGCUUCUACACCAAAUACGACCCCGUGCACUUUGUCGUCAACACGGCUUCCCUGCUCAGCGUCCUUCUGCCCAAGCUGCCCCAGUUCCACGGCGUGCGGGUCUUUGGCAUCAACAAGUACUGAGGCUUCCAGCAGAGCCGGGGGACAGAGAGGGGAUGCCGGAGCGGCGCGAGGCACUGGCUGGAGAGCAGGGGUGAGGCAUGAGGAGGGCUGGGCGCGGGGCAGGGACCGCUCUAGCUUUUAGCCAGGGUUUUAGCCAGGUUCCUCCAUCUCGGAGAAGCUCCUCACUGGGACCUUUAUCUCUUCGGUGAAGCGAGAAGCGCAGCUGAGCGGUACAGAGCGAGAAGUUGUGUCAUGUGCGUGUUUCCUUCAAGCUAACCAACCUCCAUGUAACCCUGCAGAAAGCACUUACGAGGGGAGAACUGCUGACUAGUGGGAAGAGUUGCCCAUCUACACUUCCCUCGUCCUCAUGUUUUAUAGAUUUACACCAUAAUAAAGAAAUUCAGUGACAGGAGCAGCCUCCUCACAGUGGGACCAGCCCCGGCUCACACCUCCCUCCCACCUCUCCCUGGACAGACCAGCCAGACUUCUUCAAACCGUACUUUUAAUUUAACAAAAGUGAUAAGAAAAAGGUACACUACCAUUUAAAACCCAGCUGCUCUGGUCUGGGAGUACAAAAAGGUUAGCGAAAAGCAAUCGUGGCCUACAGCAGCGUUUCUUAGGGUGUUUCAGCUCAGCUGGGGGGGCGGCCAGCUCCCCCCGAGCACCUGGCUCCGGUCGGUGGCAGGCCAGGAGCCUCGCGCAGCCCCCAAGGGCUGUUACUCCCUGCUAAGAACCGGCGCAGCCGCCGUGCUGCUGCCUGGCCCACGGUUUGGAGAGCUGGGAAACGCCAAACGCUUGGUGAGGUGCCGGACACUCACACGUCUCUUGGCAAAAACUGUUCGCGAUACAACUCAAGAUAUUGGCGGCAGCACGGAACCAGCUCCUGCCUCCGGACUUUGCUUUUUGUAAAAAAAUAAUAAGCUGCUCUUCAUCCCCGGCGCUGAGGGAGGGGGAUGAGGGUCCCUCAAGCAAAGUUGAGGCAGGAAAAGCAAAACCGGCACGGGGGGGCCAGGCUGUGACACUGGGGUCCCGGCUGGGCAGCACCCACGAGGAGGAGCGCAGCUAACGUACGCAGAUGUAUUAAUAGAAAGGGGAUGCACGCGGUAAUAAAUAGAUCUGUACGAGCAAAAAGUAACGAGCUGCUUAAAAAAAAAAAUAUGCAAAGUGUGCUGGCAGAGGCUCGAGGCGAGGCGCAGCUGGGGUGGGGGGCUCGGGGGGGCCCCUCCAACGGCCCCCUGCAGCUGAACGAGCAGAGGGGGGGGGCUCUCCUGCGCGGCAGCUCCCCCACCCCAGCACCAGCGCGGAGAGGAAGGGACCCGGCCACCAGCUGCAGCUCCCUUCCCUCCGGAGCGUCACCUGAACGUUUACAAUAACCCUGAAGAGAUCCAGCAGCCGGUCUGUCCGUUCGUCUGUCCGUCCCGGCCCCCGCCUGCCUGCCCUGCGCCCCGCCGGGCUCUUUGGUACAGCUGGCUCCAACGCACAGCUCCUCCGGCACACGUUGGCCACGUCAGCCCACAAACUCCCUGGUUACUUUUAAAUACAGAGAGGACUUUUUUUUUUU
Messenger RNA from Aquila chrysaetos chrysaetos, 2099 nucleotides. RefSeq names its product ORMDL sphingolipid biosynthesis regulator 2 (gene ORMDL2). Gene Ontology annotation, cellular component: endoplasmic reticulum membrane. Lineage: Eukaryota; Metazoa; Chordata; Aves; Accipitriformes; Accipitridae. The transcript has 4 exons. The record is from RefSeq and is a predicted model, not a curated record. The coding region runs from base 98 to 559 and encodes 153 amino acids. Gene Ontology annotation, biological process: ceramide metabolic process; negative regulation of ceramide biosynthetic process; intracellular sphingolipid homeostasis.